CCCACCAAAGGCUUGGUAAAUCCGCCACCGCGCCCGACGCAAUUUCGGGUCAGUAACUCGCAAAUAACCGAAAAUGGCAAGCGGAGCAUUUCAACCUGGGACGGGUGUGGCCCCUGCCACCCUAGUAGAACUCUCUGUGUCAUGCAGAAAAUUGAUUGACGCAGAUGUCUUUUCCAAGUCAGAUCCCAUGUGUGUUCUUUUCACCCAGGAUCAAAGCAAGAAUUGGAAAGAGUUUGGGCGAACUGAAAUCAUAUGGAACAACCUUAAUCCAGAUUUUGUCAAGAAAUUUGUGAUGCAUUACUAUUUUGAACAAAGCCAGAAAUUGAAGUUUGAAGUCUAUGAUGUGGAUUCAAAGAGUGCAGAUUUAUCUAAGCAUGACUUCCUGGGGAGAAUGGAGUGUACCCUGGGAGAGAUUGUGUCAGCAGGAAGUAAAUUCAUGAGAAGACUCGUAGGACCAAAGAAAGACAGUGGAGUGAUUAUAGUUGGAGCCGAGGAGCAGAGCAGUUGUAAGGAACAAGCAACUUUGCAGUUCUGUGCCCACAAAUUGGACAAGAAAGAUUUCUUUGGAAAAUCAGAUCCAUUUUUAACUUUCUACAAAACUAAUGAGGAUGGUUCAUACACAGUGGUUCACAGAACUGAAGUUAUAAAGAAAACCCUCAACCCAACAUGGAAACCUUUUUCAAUUCCCGUGCGAUCACUGUGUAAUGGGGAUUAUGACAGAACAAUCAAGAUAGAGUGUUAUGACUGGGACGCGGAUGGUGGGUAA
Messenger RNA from Saccostrea cuccullata (small rock oyster), 766 nucleotides. Its product is annotated as copine-5-like. NCBI's taxonomy places the organism in Eukaryota, Metazoa, Mollusca, Bivalvia, Ostreida, Ostreidae. Gene Ontology annotation, molecular function: calcium-dependent phospholipid binding. Gene Ontology annotation, biological process: cellular response to calcium ion. The transcript has 10 exons. Gene Ontology annotation, cellular component: plasma membrane. The record is from RefSeq and is a predicted model, not a curated record. Bases 74 to 766 code for a protein of 230 amino acids.